GCUAAAGUUAUCGCUAUCGUUAUCGCACAGUCAAGCUCAGUAGUUUAGACUUGAAUGCUGUGGGUUGUCCAGUCCUAAGAUUGUGCUCACAACAGGUGGUGCAAAAGCCAGCAAGAUCAUAGGUCUCUCAUAAAAAGCCUUGCUCUUUGGAGAUCCGAUCUUGGACCAGCGGACGUACACUCCGUGAAUGAUAUAUCUUUUAAGGUUGGGUUGAACGUAGCUAUCAGAACUUCCUGGCAGCUGACCACGACCACUUGGGAGACCAGGCCUGUGCUGUGCAACUGUGCAUGCAGUGGCUCAGAAUCUGUAUAGCGUCUGGAUACAGGUGCUAGAAGAAAAGUGCGAAAUCCACGGAAGUUGGGGUGGUCCGUUUGGUGGUUGUGUUGAGGGAGAAGGUGUAUGAGAAAGGAAUCUUGAAGUCUUGACCAGAGAGGCUGAAGUGGUCUGACCUCAAGGCAACAAGGCAACCUUCCUACACUAAACUAGGCUAAGCGAACGGUACUAGCAAGCUCGGACUGUCAACCUAGUGGCCAUUGUGUGGGUGAAGUUCUCCUUCAUACAACAGGUAUUCAAACAUCUACCUGAAAAUCCAGUCACCUACACCUAGUUCCACACAGGUACCAAGAAAUACUAAAGAGCUUCCAGUCGUGAAAGCCUGCAAAGAAAGGAACAAAAUGUUCAUCCUUGUGAGUCAAGUGCGCGUCUUUUUGUGGAAUUUCAAUCCUGACAUAAUACUAGACCAAGAUCGCGGACCUGGUUCAAAUUGAGCCCCAGGAUUUUGACAAGCAUGCGUCACUGGCCAUAGAAAACAACAUCAAUGCAAAAUAUGCAAAUAGAGUCAUCCAGAAGAUCGGACUCUGCAUAUGUAUAUAUGACCUUUUGUCUUCCUCAGAGGGAUUGAUUGGUCAUGGCACUGGACUUGUCAAUGUCAAUGGUAUGUUACGCCCCCUUGGUUGUAUCUUCUCUCAGGCAUCUCUUCAGGAUUGCUCCCCCAACCAAAUAUCCCCUCCUCUAAAUUGCUAGGCUCUCUUCUAGAAAGGCUUUGACCUUCAUACUCCAGUUCAAUUCCUCAUAUAAAUACCUAUGCUAACACUUUUGGCAGUCGAGUUCCGUAUGGUAGUCUUCCGACCUUUCAAACAUGAAGUAAUGUUAGGAAAAAUCAGUAGUGCAACCAAAGACGGAAUCAACAGUACGUCUUCUCUGAGCGGACUCAUAUCCGACCAGUUCAAUUCUCCUCGAUACUUCAAGGGCACGCUAACAGAUACCAGUACAAACAGAUUUCUUCAAAGAUAUCUUCGUUCCAGUAGAAAACCUCCCAGAAGGAGCAAUGUUGUAAGCAGCCCAUACGUCCCCUUCUAUGGUCCACCACUAAAACCUCUCCAGCAACACAGCAGAACAAUGUUUCAUCUGGAAUACAGGAGAGGACACACUCUACUACGAUAACCACGAAAUUGUCCGCUUCCGCGUUGUAAAUGAGGUCUGGACGGAUCAAGCGCCCACGAAAGCUACUGGUGACGGUGAAGAGAUUGUCAAGAAGAGUCCUUAUGGUAUUAUUGCUUCGAUGGAGGAUUCUGGUAUGGGACCUUGUCUUUGGUGGGAUGAUGAGAGUGGGGAGGAUGCGCAGAUGUCUGGGUAGAUGAGCAUCGUGAUGGGUGGGUAUUGCUGCUGGAGUUUGGGAAUAGUCAAAAGUUUACGGGUGGUUGUGGAUAUGGAUGAGGAUCUUGUACUUUGGUUGCUAGAUCUGGGGCAAAAUGAGUUAUAGAAAUGCCAAUAGAUGAGAGGACUUAUACUUCCUAGGUCGUACUUUUUGACUCGCAGGUAUCUAGGAGUCUAAGUCCGCAAUUCUUAAACGGCAAAUCGAGCCUGAGAACCAAGUUUCAUUGCCUCCAUGUACUUAAGGUACGAAUCUUCAUUCGAAAUCUCUCUUA
Molecule: messenger RNA, 1928 nt
Organism: Hymenoscyphus albidus
Lineage: Eukaryota; Fungi; Ascomycota; Leotiomycetes; Helotiales; Helotiaceae
Source: the annotation of a GenBank genome assembly